CCAGGGUAGCCAGCGACGCCGCAGCGCCACAAAGCGCGGUACCGUAGCUGUUGAGCUUACUGGGCAGACCGCUAACAGAAACUGCAACUAACUGCGUUUAGUUGAAUCAAUGUUCAAGACGAAGUGAAAGAAGAUCACAGGGCGUCAUGGAGGAUUCGCAUCGCGCAAACGUCCUGGUGACCUCGUGUUUGAAAACGCCGGUAGAUCCGCACACUAAAGCCCCGUUAGCUCAGUAUGAGCGGGAGAGAGGACUCCCAUACGCGGCAAGACACCCGCCGGAUAACCGCGACUAUGAGCACGACUCCGAGUCGGACCGCAGCGACGGGGAGGAGGGCGGGGGAGAUCGAGGCGACCCGCCGCUGACGCGGGACCCCGGGGUGCCGUCCGGGGAGCACAUCGACCUGCGCCAGUUCUGCUCCUCCAACCAGGAGUACUACAGGAGGCUGGAGGAGCUGAAGAGGGCCCACCUGCGCACCAUGGCCGAGCUGGAGGGAAUGUACCGGAACAAGCUGGGGAUUACAUCCACCGCGUGGCCGCCGGGCAGCGUCACCGAGGGCAACCACAGGUCGAAGUUGGAGAAGAACGCUGAAGCGCCCGUGUGUAAGCUGCGCAAGGCCUUCUCCGCGGUGGAGCUGACCCACGGGUGGGGCUGCGGUCUGUCGGACUCCUCGGAGGAGGAGGGCGUGGCCGACAACGACGCGGCGAAGGAGAAGAGUCAGCUGACCUCGCCGAAGGAGCGAAUCAGAACCAUGUGGCAGGACUUCACCGUGGGGGAGCUGACCCCGCUGGAACGCCCCGCCUCCUGCUCCUCGCUCGGGAGCGAACCGGAGGGCCGGGGGGGCGGGAGGGGGCGGGGCAAGGGGAGGGGCGGGGCGGGGAAGGAGGACGGGCCGGAGCGGGGCACCUGGCGGCACAGGGUGACGGUGCCCCGGCCGUUCCGGAUGACGGUGCGCGAGGCGGAGAGGAAGCGGCUCGGCGUGAGGUCGCGCUCGGAGGUGGAGCUGGAGAACGCGCUGCUCCGCAGGGAACUGGCCGAGCUGUCCGAGUGCCAGAGGAAGUUCCGGGCCAGCCCCGUGCCCGCCCACGUCUACCUGCCGCUGUACGAGGAGAUCGCCGCCCGCGACCAGGAGCGACGAGAACGGCGGCAGCUCUCCGGCCAGCGCCACGCGGGGACCUCCCAGGAGCCCUUCAGCUUCCUGGAGCGGGAGAGGAGGAGGAAGGAGGAGAAGGAGGCGCAGCUGCGGAGCCUCCCCAGGGAGGAGGAGGUGGAGAGGGGCUUCCGGGCCAAGCCGGUGCCGCGGCGGGUGUACGACUCCACCGUGAGCGAGCGCAUGCAGGAGGACCGGCUGUACCGCGCCAUCAAGAUGCAGAUGAGGGCGCAGGAGCUGCUCCACAGCUCCUCGCUCCCCCGCGGCAUGACGGCGGCGGCGGCGGCGGCGGCCCGGCGGAGCUCCAGGCCGCGGGAGCCCGCGGAGGAGGAGCGGACGGAGGCCGACUUCCGGCCCAGGAUCAACGGGGAGGUGCCGGACUUGGACGGGAGCUACCGGCGCUUCCGGGAGCAGCUGCGCAGCCGGCGCGACGUCCGGCCCACCACGGCGUGCGAGCCCUUCCGGCUGCGCACCGCGCAGACCGCCGCGCGCCGCCACCGCCGCGUCCCCGCCCCCGCCGUCCCGACCGGCCCCGGGGGGGUCGCCCGCCGGCUCCGCCUGAGCCCCGCCCGCCCCCGAACCGCCAGCUCCAGCCUCUGCUCCUCCCUGUCCGGCAGCCUGGAGCUCCUGCCCGCCAGAACCACGGACGCGGCCAAAAAGCGCCAGGAGGCUGUGAGGAGGGUCCUGGAGCAGAGGACGAAGGCCAAGGAAGAGGAGGAGGGCUGGAGGCGAAGGCAGAGGCAGAGAGAGCGGAGGCUGCAGAGGGUGGUGUCCAGGCGGGCCCGGGCCAACGACCCCCAUCUGGCCCUGUCCCAGACCUGCAGGGCCAAACUCAGGCAGUUCAGGAAGCAGGACCUCCAGCGCAGGAAGGAGUAUCGGGAGGAGAUGCGGGAGAUGCGGGAGAGAGUGAAAGAGAGACCUCUGCUGCUAGAACAGGUGACGCAGAGGAACGCCAAGCGGGCCGCGGAGAGGCGCUACACGGACACGCUGCGGGGGCACGGACUGAGCGAGGACUUCGUCCGCGGCAUGGCGCCGGAGCGGAAACCACGGCAACGGCCGCGCGGCGCGCCCGACGACCAGUCCUCCGUCGCCAGCGAGGAGAAGCCGCGGAGGUGGUCUUUUUGUUUAAACAGAGGGUUUGUAACAGCAGGUGACUCCUCCUUUUUCCCCAGUGGAAAGGGGGACGCUGUUGCUGGACUGUCUGCAGGAUCAGAGUCCCCUGCGGAUGACUACCCAGACGACUACGAAGAGCUCGAUGAUCGGGAACUGUCUGGAGAGGAGAAGGGGCAAGAGGAAGAGGAAGGUGACAGCAAUAAAGACAGUGAGGAAGAGGAGGAGGAGGAGGAGGAUGACGACGAAGCCGAUCGGGAAGUGGAUGAGAACGACCAGUAGGGAGAGACGGAAGACCAUUGUUUAGACGGAGAUGGGAGAGAAGGAGGGAGAGGAGGAGUCGGAGGUCAGAGAGAGGAGGAGGGGCAGUUGUGUGAGUGACAGAAAAAAGGGCGGGGAUGAGGAAAAUGGGAGGGACAGGAACAGUAAUGACAGAAAAGAGAUGAGGCAUCUGCUUCCUGAUGACUAGCCUCUCUCCCUCUUUCUCCCUCCUC
Anguilla anguilla (European eel) is the source of this 2752-nucleotide messenger RNA. RefSeq names its product FAM161 centrosomal protein A (gene fam161a). Bases 147 to 2540 code for a protein of 797 amino acids. The transcript is spliced from 8 exons. Gene Ontology annotation, biological process: cilium organization. The record is from RefSeq and is a predicted model, not a curated record. NCBI's taxonomy places the organism in Eukaryota, Metazoa, Chordata, Actinopteri, Anguilliformes, Anguillidae. Gene Ontology annotation, cellular component: cilium.